AGUUAAACGAUUUAUUAGACAUAACAAUGAUAUUGUUGAACCAGUAAAGUUGGGUCGUAAAACAUGGUGGCAGUAAAAUGAGCAGUUAACAGUUUUGGUAUAGAUCGAAGUCAGUAUUUAAGGACUGUUUUGAGCACAGCAGACAUAUACUGAACGUACCGAUAGCAUCAGUAGUAGUUCGGGAGAUAACCCAUUAUUGAAGCUAAUAUUCGUGAAGCCAGUCAGAUUAUAUGUACCAGAGAACAUGACUUCAUCAAGCUUUGUAAUUAAAGAUGGGAAGGGUAAGAUGAGGCUGUCUCUUGUCACCAAAUUCAGCUAUGGCGUCGGCCAUGUGUUCAACGACUUCUGCGCCUCCAUGUGGUUCACUUACAUGCUCAUCUACUUCAACAAGGUGGUGCUGUUCAGCUCGGAACUCUCGGGGAGCGUCGUGCUUGUUGGUCAGAUCGCUGAUGGACUUGCCACACCCUUUGUCGGCCUCAUGUCGGACAGAGGCGAGGGCUGCCGUUAUGGCCGACGGAAAACUUGGCAUUUGUUUGGUUAG
Homalodisca vitripennis (glassy-winged sharpshooter) is the source of this 541-nucleotide messenger RNA. Its product is annotated as major facilitator superfamily domain-containing protein 12-like. The transcript has 2 exons. Gene Ontology annotation, biological process: carbohydrate transport. Bases 245 to 541 code for a protein of 98 amino acids. Gene Ontology annotation, molecular function: symporter activity. The record is from RefSeq and is a predicted model, not a curated record. NCBI's taxonomy places the organism in Eukaryota, Metazoa, Arthropoda, Insecta, Hemiptera, Cicadellidae. Gene Ontology annotation, cellular component: membrane.